AUGGCUGAAGAGAUCGUGAUCGAUAAAAGUGCAUUUUUUAACCGUCUUUCGAGCUUCUUUGCAGCAUGGAAGGCAGACAAACGACCUGGCCAUGCUGUUUUUGGCGGCGUAGGAUCAAUCGUUAUCCUCAUGGGAAAAACAGAUGAAGCAAAUAGCUUUCAGAAGAACAACGCGAUGCAUUUCUGGCUUCUUGGCUAUGAAUUUCCGGCUACGCUUAUGGUUUUCACAACAGAUAUGAUGUAUGUUGUGACUACAGCAAAAAAGGGUGAGGACUGGCCUAACACGGAUUCCGCAUAUCUCUCGGCUAACACUGGCCUCUUAAAUGUAGCCAAACACCUUGAACCCUUGAAAGGUGGCAAGAUCCCAGUGGAGAUACUUGUCACCUCCAAGGAUCCAGACGAAAAAAGUAGAUCGUUUGAAAAAUGCUUAGAAGUCAUAAAAAAUGCCGGCAAAAGAGUUGGCGUACUUCCAAAAGAUACAGCUGCUGGCCCGUUCGCGGAAGAUUGGAAGCGUGCGUUUGCAAACAUAACACAAGAUGUGGAAGAAGUCGACAUAUCACCCGCUCUUUCUUCGGCCGCCUUUUCGGUUAAGGAUACAGAUGAGUUGGUGGCUAUACGAAACGCGUCAAGGGCUUGUAGUGGUCUAAUGUCGGAAUAUUUCGUCGACGAGAUGUCUCGCCUACUCGACGAAGAAAAGCAAAUGACCCACAAGGCACUCUCGAUGCGGAUCGACGCAAAAAUUGAUGAUGCAAAAUUCUUUAAGAAACUUGCUAAGCUCCCAGCGGAAUUUGAUCCUCAACAGAUUGAUUGGGCCUAUGGCCCUGUCAUCCAGAGUGGAGGAAAGUAUGACCUUCGACUUACAGCUACGUCUGAUAAUAGUCACCUUCAGGCAGGGAUUAUUGUUGCUGGGUUUGGAAUCCGGUACAAAACUUACAGUUCCAUAAUAGCACGCACCUAUUUGGUAGAUCCGAGCAAGUCCCAGGAAGCUAACUAUGCCUUUCUACUGAACCUUCACGAUACAGUCAUGAAAGACGUUCGCGACGGGACGAUGGCCAAAGAUCUAUUUAACAAAGCAAUCGGGCUGGUACGAGCCAAAAAACCUGAGCUUGAAAGUCACUUUGUUAAAAGCGUUGGAGCCGGUAUUGGAAUUGAGCUCCGAGAUUCUAAUAUGGUACUGAAUGGAAAAAACAACAAAAUUUUGAAGAGUGGCAUGACUCUUUCUAUAACGGUGGGGCUAACGGAUGUCGAAGAACUGGAGUCAAAAGACAAAAACACUGCUGUCUACUCAAUGAUUAUAACAGACACUGUACGUGUUGGAGAAAAUGGUCCGCACAUAUUCACUAAGGACGCAGGUAUUGAUAUGGAUUCUGUUUCGUUCUACUUUGGAGACGAAGAGGAACCCCAGAAACCUGCCAAAGAGAAAAAGGAGGUCAAAUCCAACGCAAUGACUAGCAGAAAUGUUACUCGCACCAAACUUCGCGCGGAGCGACCGACUCAGGUCAACGAAGGUGCAGAGGCACGACGACGCGAACACCAGAAGGAGUUGGCGACAAAAAAGACAAAGGAAGGCCUCGAUCGAUUCGCCGGUACUACUGGUGAUGAUAAUGGAGUCACUCAGAAAAAAUUCAAACGAUUCGAAUCGUACAAGAGGGAUAACCAGUUGCCUACUAAGGUUAAAGAUCUAACCAUCUAUGUGGAUCACAAAGCAUCAACGGUAAUUGUUCCAAUCAUGGGUCGACCAGUACCUUUCCAUAUCAACACAAUCAAGAAUGCUAGCAAAAGUGACGAAGGAGAAUACGCUUAUCUCCGAAUUAAUUUCCUUUCCCCAGGGCAAGGUGUUGGUCGCAAGGAUGACCAACCAUUUGAAGACAUAUCAGCACACUUUUUGCGCAAUUUAACCCUCAGAUCCAAAGACAACGAACGACUUGCACAGGUUGCUCAAGAUAUCACAGAGCUCAGAAAAAAUGCCUUGAGGCGUGAACAGGAAAAGAAAGAGAUGGAAGAUGUAGUGGAGCAAGAUAAGCUCGUCGAGAUCAGAAAUCGCCGUCCUGUGAGAUUGCCCGAUGUUUAUCUUCGGCCUCCAUUAGAUGGCAAACGAGUUCCCGGAGAGGUCGAAAUACACCAAAAUGGUCUUCGUUAUAUGUCACCUUUCCGAAACGAGCAUGUCGACGUACUUUUCAGCAACGUGAAACACCUAUUCUUUCAGCCCUGUGCACACGAGUUGAUUGUGCUAAUUCACGUUCACCUGAAAACGCCCAUCAUGAUUGGGAAGCGCAAGACGAGGGACGUGCAGUUUUAUCGUGAGGCGACUGAGAUGCAAUUUGAUGAGACUGGCAAUCGUAGGCGCAAACAUCGGUACGGCGAUGAGGAAGAGUUCGAGGCAGAACAAGAAGAGAGGCGGCGGAGAGCAGCCUUAGAUCGAGAAUUUAAGGCCUUCGCUGAAAAAAUAGCAGAUGCAGGUAAAGACGAAGGAGUGGACGUUGACAUCCCGUUUAGAGAAAUUGGUUUCACUGGUGUACCGAACCGCUCCAAUGUUCUAAUUCAGCCAACCACGGAUGCUCUGGUUCAGUUAACAGAGCCCCCUUUUCUUGUGAUCACCCUAAAUGAGAUUGAAAUUGCUCAUUUAGAGCGGGUUCAGUUUGGGCUCAAGAACUUUGACUUGGUGUUUGUGUUCAAAGACUUCCACAGACCACCUGUUCAUGUUAACACAAUUCCCGUUGAGUCUCUCGAAGGAGUGAAAGAUUGGCUGGAUUCUGUCGACAUUGCAUUCACUGAAGGGCCACUAAACCUUAACUGGACUACAAUCAUGAAGACGGUCGUUAGUGAUCCAUACGGCUUCUUUGCAGAUGGAGGCUGGUCAUUCCUUGCAGCAGAGUCUGAUUCCGAGGGUGGUGCAUCCGAUGAGGAAGAAUCUGCAUUCGAACUGUCGGAGUCAGAACUUGCUGCGGCAGACGAAAGCUCGGAAGACGAUAGUGAAUUUGAUGAUGACGCCAGUGCUGAGGCAAGUGAGGAUUUUAGCGCGGAUGAGGACAGUGGUGAGGAUUGGGACGAAUUGGAAAGGAAGGCCAAGAAGAAAGACAGAGAAAGUGGUUUGGAUGAUGAGGAACGUGGUAAGAAGCGAAAACGUUAG
Molecule: messenger RNA, 3129 nt
Organism: Aspergillus oryzae RIB40
Lineage: Eukaryota; Fungi; Ascomycota; Eurotiomycetes; Eurotiales; Aspergillaceae
Gene: spt16
Product: chromatin-remodeling protein SPT16
Exons: 6
Coding region: 1-3129 (1042 amino acids)
Biological process (GO): transcription elongation by RNA polymerase II; positive regulation of transcription elongation by RNA polymerase II
Cellular component (GO): FACT complex
Molecular function (GO): nucleosome binding
Source: RefSeq, a predicted model, not a curated record